Molecule: messenger RNA, 492 nt
Organism: Pyricularia pennisetigena
Lineage: Eukaryota; Fungi; Ascomycota; Sordariomycetes; Magnaporthales; Pyriculariaceae
Exons: 3
Coding region: 1-492 (163 amino acids)
Source: RefSeq, a predicted model, not a curated record
AUGUCACAACAACACAACCCUUUCAUCUUUUGUUCUAUACGAAAUGGUAAAGACAUACACGUGCGUACCACACCGCUGUACUACACAAACCAUAUCAGCUUCCCCGCUGUGAUUCACAUCACGAACUUCAACGUUCCUGCCAAGGCAACAGCCAUAAUCUCCACGAACCCACCAGGUCUCAUCCGCUUCCCCGUGUCAUCUUCAAAGGCUUUGAACUACGGACCUGCCUCGUCAGCCCAGUCCUCGCUCGCGCUCCGCACCCGUCGACGACGCCCAUCCGGCCGUGGCCUGCGUGUUGUCCCGCAUCCGUUUACCCGGGUCGCGACGAAGAAGGACGAGGAGGGCGGCGUGGCGCGUCGGCGUGGCGGCAACAUCCAGCUGCUGGUAUUGCCUCGGAUUGACGAUGGCCGAAGGCUCUGUCAAGACUGCCACCCAAUAUCUGGCCCCAGGUUUUCUUCGGACCCGACGCUUGAGUGCAACAAGAGGGGUUGA